Molecule: messenger RNA, 1551 nt
Organism: Magnusiomyces paraingens
Lineage: Eukaryota; Fungi; Ascomycota; Dipodascomycetes; Dipodascales; Dipodascaceae
Exons: 1
Coding region: 1-1551 (516 amino acids)
Biological process (GO): negative regulation of translation; mRNA catabolic process
Cellular component (GO): CCR4-NOT complex; CCR4-NOT core complex; P-body
Source: RefSeq, a predicted model, not a curated record
AUGUUUAAUGGCCAGCAGUCCCAGAUCUAUGGACUGACUCGCCAGCAACAACAGCAACAACAACAACAACCUCCACCGCAGCUUCUAUCUCCACAACAGCAGCAGCAGCAGCAGCAGCAGCAACAGCAACAGCAACAACAACAGCAGCUGCAGCAGUCAUCUCAAUCAUCUGCAAAUUACAAUGCUAUGCGAUCUCAGUACCCUCAAUACCCUCCUCAGAUGACCAUGGGAAACGGACCUAUCCCUCAACAACAACAACAACAACAACAACAACAACAACAACAACAGCAACAACAGCAACAAGUUUCUCAAGAUGGACUAAUGUCAUACAAGCAAGCUUUACUUUCCAAUUCAAACAAUAUUAACAAUAUCAAUAAUAUCAAUAAUAUCAAUAAUAUCAAUAAUAUCAAUAAUAUUAAUAAUAUCAACAAUAAACCGAGCUCUGGCUCUGCAUCGGCUAAUGCCCUUCGCCAACUAAUCAACCCUGGUGGAGCUUCUGUAUACAACAAUAAUAACAUUAACAAUACGGAACAGCAGAAUCAACAAAAUCAAUCUACAAACAAAGAUGAAGCUUCUGGCGCUCAAUCUAUAGCCACACCAUCGGCCUCAACAUCAACGCUCACUACGGGCUCUAAUGUCUCCACCACCACCACUACCACCAACACCAACACCAGCACUAACACCAACAAUACCACCGCAGUCAUUUCUCAAUCCAACAUGUCAACUCCUACUCCACAAACAGACGAUGACAAGGUUUUUACCUGGAUUCUGGAACUUAUGCAUGGUCCCAACUCAGAACAAGCCCUUUUUGAGCUCGGCAAAAAGCGAGAGCAAUAUGAUGACCUGGCACUCAUUCUAUGGCACUCGUUUGGCGUCAUGACAUGUCUACUCCAGGAAAUCAUUUAUGUAUACCCCUUGCUGUCACCACCACAGCUCACAUCUAACGCCUCUAACCGCGUGUGCAAUGCCCUAGCAUUGCUCCAGUGCAUUGCAUCCCAUGACGCCACUCGUAAACCCUUUCUUGAUGCCCACAUUCCUCUUUUCCUUUAUCCGUUUUUGAGCACUACCCCUAAGUCGCGGUCCUUUGAGUAUUUGAGAUUGACCUCUUUGGGAGUCAUUGGUGCACUUGUUAAGAAUGAUUCACCUGAAGUGAUUCAGUUUUUGCUAACCACAGAGAUUAUCCCAUUGUGUUUACGUAUUAUGGAUUCUGGAACAGACUUGAGCAAGACGGUUGCGAUUUUCAUUUUACAAAAAAUUCUAAUGGAUGAUGCUGGUCUCGAACACAUUUGCCAGACAUUUGAGCGGUUCUCUGCUGUGUCAAAUGUACUUGCGGAUAUGGUUAAACAGUUGGUGGAGUCGCCCACCACGCGGCUGCUCAAGCAUGUGGUGCGGUGCUACCUACGUCUGAGUGACAAUGUACAGGCGCGCAACCAGCUCAAGACUGUGCUUCCUGAGCCAUUCCGUGAUGCAACUUUUAGCAAUACGUUGAAAGAUGAUAGUGCUACCAAGCGGUGUCUUGGACAGCUUUUGUCGAAUCUUUCUGAUCCUUGA